UUUCCCUUCCAUUGUCAAAUACUAAUCCACAACAACUAACUUCAUAAAGCAAGUACUACGCAUAGCAACAAAUCCAAAAUGAAGCCAACAAUUUUAUUAAUCUUCUUAAUGUUCUUGCUCUUUCCCUUUGCAUUUGGUGAUCUCAAAGUUGGAUUUUAUAGCUCUAGCUGCCCAAGAGCAGAGUUGAUUGUACGUCAAGUUGUUGAGAGAAGUUUUAAUCAAGAUAGAUCCAUGACUGCUGCCUUGCUCCGUAUGCACUUCCAUGAUUGCUUUGUCAGAGGGUGUGACGCAUCCAUAUUAAUAGACUCAAAGAAGGGCAAUGAAUCAGAGAAAGCAGCAAGAGCAAACCUUACUGUAAGAGGAUAUAACCUCAUAGAUGAAAUCAAAAGAAUCCUAGAAAAUGCAUGUCCAUCAACAGUUUCAUGUGCAGACAUAAUAUCAUUAGCAACAAGAGAUUCUGUUGUCUUAGCAGGUGGACCAAGUUACAAUGUUCCUACAGGAAGACGUGAUGGAUUAGUAUCAACUGUUAAUGAUGUACAUCUUCCAGGGCCAGAAUCCUCAAUUUCUCAAACAUUACAAGCUUUUAAAUCCAAAGGUAUGACAUUGGAAGAAAUGGUUACACUUUUAGGAGCACACACUGUUGGAUUUGCUCAUUGUAGUUUCAUUGGAAAAAGACUUGGUAGUAAUGAUAGUUCAAUGGACCCUAAUUUAAGAAAAAGGUUGGUUCAAUGGUGUGGUGUUGAAGGUAAGGAUCCAUUAGUGUUUUUGGAUCAAAACACUUCUUUUGUUUUUGAUCAUCAAUUUUAUAAUCAGAUUUUGUUGGGGAGAGGUGUGUUAACAAUUGACCAGAAUUUGGCUCUAGAUUCCAUUUCCAAAGGGGUUGUCACAGGUUUUGCAAGAAAUGGUGAGAAUUUUAGGGAGAGAUUUGUUGAUGCAGUGGUUAAAUUGGGAAAUGUUGAUGUUUUGGUUGGUAAUCAAGGAGAGAUUAGGAAGAACUGCAGAGUUUUUAAUUCUUAGUAGUUCAAUUGGGAAGAUUUGUAUUGCAAUAUAUGCAAUAUAAAUAUAAAUAAUCAUAUAUAUAGAAGAUUGCUUAUAUGUAUGAUUGAUUAUAACUUACAUUAGCUUAUUGUAGAUCUCAUUUAUCGAUCUUGUAUACAACUAUCCAAGUUCAAUAUCCAAAAAAAAUUAUUAUAUUAUA
Molecule: messenger RNA, 1198 nt
Organism: Medicago truncatula (barrel medic)
Lineage: Eukaryota; Viridiplantae; Streptophyta; Magnoliopsida; Fabales; Fabaceae
Product: peroxidase 44
Exons: 2
Coding region: 79-1017 (312 amino acids)
Biological process (GO): response to oxidative stress; hydrogen peroxide catabolic process
Molecular function (GO): heme binding; peroxidase activity
Source: RefSeq, a predicted model, not a curated record